AUGCAGGGGUAAAACAAUAAAUCGAAACCUAUUGCUUUAAAGCUUCAAUCCCUCAUUCCUCGGAGAUCAUUAAUCGUUGCCAAGUGGACGAAAAGCACCUGGCUGUGUAUUCUCGGUUCACUGUUGCUUAUAUUACUAUUAUUAAUAUUGCUAUAAUCCAUUCUGUCUACAUAGAUAGGUCUUUCACACGCACUUAAUAUUGUUUACCAAAGAAAUGGUGAUGGAGAAACCAAGUCCCCUGCUUGUAGGGCGGGAGUUUGUGAGGCAGUAUUACACACUGUUAAACAAGGCGCCAGACUUCCUGCACAGGUUCUACGGGAGGAACUCUUCCUAUGUUCAUGGGGGUCUCGACCCGAGUGGGAAGCUUGUGGAAGCAGUGUACGGGCAGGCGGAUAUCCACAACAAGGUCAUGUCUCUGCAGUUCAGCGAGUGCCGUACAAAGAUCCGCCACGUGGAUGCCCACGCCACGCUCAGCGACGGCGUGGUGGUGCAGGUUCUCGGGGAACUCUCCAACAACGGGCAGCCCAUGCGGAAGUUCAUGCAGACGUUUGUGCUCGCCCCAGAGGGUUCAGUGGCCAACAAGUUCUAUGUACACAAUGACAUCUUCCGUUACGAGGACGAAGUUUUUUGCGACUCUGAAGCCGAACUUGACGAGGAAUCAGAGGAGGAAGUUGAACAGGAGCCAGAAGAGAGACAGGCAUCCCCUGAGCCGCUGCAAGAGAACCCCAACAGCACCGCCUACUACGAGCCUCACCCCGUCACUAACGGAGUGGAGGAGCCCAUGGAGGAGCCGGCUCCCGAACCAGAAAUGGAGCCUGAGUCCAAAGUUGAGGAGGUAAAGUCUGAAGUGGAUGAGAAGGUUCUGGAAGAAAUGGAGGAAAAAGCUCCCUCACCAGUCCCGGUGGAAUCUCCACCCCAUGCUCAGGAGCCACCCAAGACCUUUUCAUGGGCCUCCGUCACCAGCAAAAACCUGCCUCCUGCUGGCACCUCUGGAAUCUCACCCCACGUUGUCAAAGUGCCAAGCUCACAGCCCCGAGUUGAACCCAAGCUAGAGACGCAGCCGGCGCCGCUCCGACCCCGAGACCAGCGCACACGUGACAGACCGACCUUCCCCCCGCGAGGACCCCGACCAGAUGUCGUCCCAUCAUCAGAGGGGCAAAUGGGAAAACCGCACCUGAGUUUUGUUAAAGGUGGCAGAGGGGAAGGUGAAUCCGGCGAAAUGGACGGCAGGCGAACCGUGCGCUACCCGGACAGCCACCAGCUUUUUGUCGGCAACCUCCCGCACGAUAUCGACGAGAGCGAGCUCAAAGACUUCUUCAUGACCUACGGGACUGUCGUGGAGCUGCGCAUCAACACCAAGGGUGUCAGCGGGAAGCUCCCCAACUUCGGAUUUGUGGUGUUUGAUGACUCAUAUCCCGUGCAGAAAAUCCUUGGGGCCAAGGUAGACGGGCCCAUCAUGUUCCGAGGCGAGGUGCGUCUCAAUGUGGAGGAGAAGAAGACGAGGGCUGCGCGCGAGCGAGAGAUCCGGGGCGACGACCGUCGGGACAUGAGGCGCAAUGACCGAGGGCCUGGAGGCCCGCGGGGCAUCAUGGGGAGCGGCAUGAUGCGGGAGCGCGACGGCAGGGGACCGCCACCCCGAGGCGGCAUGCCGCUCAAACCGGGCAUGGGGUCUGGAAGGGGCUCGGUAGGCCUCGGUGAAGGUCGCUUCACGACCCAGCGCCGUUGAGGAGAGCGGGGAAUCGUACCGCCGGCUUCAAACAUAUAUAUUUUGGUUGUCCUUAAACUUUUUUUUUUUUUUUUUUUUUUUUUGGGUUCCCUCUUUGCUUUGGAAUCUGACACACGCUGUCGCGCUUAUUUAAUUGUGAGCCGAGGAUUUUUUUUAUUUUUAUUUUUGCUUCGGCAAGAAAUCACAAACUUAUCAUUUGUACAUUUUGUGUGGUGAAAGCAACCAGGAGUCAUCUUGUGCCACAUUUGGACGGACUGAAAGACUAUAACUACAGUUUAAAAAGAAAAAGACAGCCUGUCAUUCUGGAUAAAAGAGAUUAUCUGCCUUGACUUAACCUUCCAUUGCACAUUUUCUAUGGUAGUUACUGUUGGAAGAUGCAGAAGUUGUGCUGUUCUGGGGGGAAAGGCCUACCCCCCUCACGCCCCCUCUUUUCGAGAGACCACUGCUUAAAAUUUGUAUUACGUAUUCGCCAAUAUGCACUCAUGGAUACUUUUUUUUUUUUUUUUUUUUCCCUCCCCCCCUCUUCUCUCUCUUACCCCCCCUUAUGUCGAUAUUCUCGCUCGGAAAGCCACCGAAGCAACACGACACAAACGGGGCAGGCCUCGCUGCUGUGACCAAUGUAUACCGAAAAUUUCCAUUUUACUGCUGGAUGGACAAGAUGACCUAUUUUUGCCUCAUUUCUAAGUAUAAAUAAUCCAAUCCACCAAAUGACAGUAUGUUUGGAUGGGGGUGGGUGGGUGACAAAGGAUAAAGAAUGGACGAGUGGUGCUCUGGUUUCUUUUCAUUCAAACUUUUUUUUUUUUUUUUUUUUUUUUUUGUUUGUUUUCUUCCCCGCCAGCUAAGGAUGAAGGACGCCUUCACUGUCGUCAAAAAGUGACAGAAUAAAUGUACAGCAAAAGUCAUCGUUUAGUGUAUUGAAUUCUUUUCUCUUGAUAUAUAUAAAAGAAAACAAAAAAAAAACGGUGCCUUCUGCUUUCACCUUCCUCGCUCUUACUAAAGCGAUGCCAUUUUUGGACUUUGUUCGGAUUGAGGUUAAUGCUUAGGGAUCAUUGCUUGCUUUAAGAUGUAACUUUUUGUACAUUUUAUUUGCGUUUGUCAGAUUUUUUUGAAGGGGGUGUGCUUUAAUACAGAGGAGAAAAGGUAAAUUUUUAUUUCUUCAUAGCGCCAACCAACACACGUUGGUUUCAUUUUGACAUAGUGGAGCUGCCCCAACAACAGGUUCUAAUGCAAAAAAAAAAAAAAAAAAAAAGUAAAGUGAAAAGCAUAAAACAAUGUCAAAUCUGUACAGGCAAUUUAGGGAUUAUGAUCAGUAAAAUUAAAUCACCUAAUGCUAUACAAGUGCAAUAGUUAACGCAAACUAAAUAAAACUACUCACCAUUGGACAUAAGGCAAAUUGUCACCUAGCAGUUUUGUUAGCAUCCCCUUGGUAACUAGUGUGUAUGUCAUGUUUAGAUAAUUUGAUUGCUCAUAUUGAACGAUUUCAUUUCCUGCUCUAUGGUACCUUUCUGUGGCAUGACAAAAUUCCAAAAAGCAACUUCUGUUUCAUCACCAAAAAUUAGGUUGGAGGCCAACUUUUUGAGGUUCCACUAUUCUUUUUUUGCUCUCAGGUUUUCUUGAUUGUUAAUUCGUUUCUUUAAAAAAAAAAAAAAAAAAAAAAAACUCCACUUACUCACAAUUUUAUAGACCACCUAGCAACAACCUGAGAUCACCUUUUCGAGCCGCGUUAUAAUUUUUUUUAAAUAUAUAUAUAAAUAAUGCCACUUAGUCAUUGUGCUUAAUAUAUUCAUGUGUCCUACAGGAGGUCCUCUUUUUUUGUCUUUCUUAGUUUCAGCUGGAAAGGAAAAGAUUUUUAUUUGAUAAUCUUGCACUGAAAAGGGGAAAAGUGAUGUAGCAACUAAAUAUGCUAAUGAGGUUUUCCUUGUCCAGAGAGUAUUGCACAAUUAUUUGUUUUUUUUUUUGGGCGGGGGGGGGGGGACAACAUUCCCAGGGGCAAUCUGUCGGUUUUGAGCGUGGCCUCUCCAAAAUUCAACUGAAUUGGUGCAACCUAUUUUCAGAGAAGUACUUUUCAUUAAUGCUUUAUAUUUUUCCUGUUUUUUUUUUUUUUUUAAAGCAAGAAUGACGAUCCACCCCUCAUAGAUCCUCAAAAGCAGACAAAUGUGUAAAUUGUUAUUGUCAUGAUUUUCCUCUCUGGUUGCAAGUAGACUGGAUAGCCACAGUAAAUCAUGCAAGUCCAUUUGGAAUGAAAAUAGACUUUAAAAAAAAAUAAAAAAUUGACAGCAAUCUUUUACUGUGUUUACCCUUGUUGCUACAAUACAUUUUUUUGUAGUUUCCUCUUGGUUUGAUUUUCAUUUUCAUUUUGAAUGUGUUAGACUUAAUAAACUACUGAUAUCAGCACCACUCAUAACAUUGCUCAUGUGUUGUGCAACUUUGCCAUUACUUUAAGGAGGCCUAUUUUUAUUUGUACAGUGGAUCAUCCAAAGUUAAACGUGUCGCAAGUGCAUUGUUUUGUGUGGGGAAAAAACAAAAAAGUCUCAAAAGUAUUAAACCAAAUCUCAUGAGCA
Messenger RNA from Phyllopteryx taeniolatus (common seadragon), 4287 nucleotides. RefSeq names its product G3BP stress granule assembly factor 2a (gene g3bp2a). The record is from RefSeq and is a predicted model, not a curated record. NCBI's taxonomy places the organism in Eukaryota, Metazoa, Chordata, Actinopteri, Syngnathiformes, Syngnathidae. Gene Ontology annotation, molecular function: mRNA binding. The transcript has 13 exons. The coding region runs from base 215 to 1726 and encodes 503 amino acids. Gene Ontology annotation, cellular component: cytosol; ribonucleoprotein complex.